Messenger RNA from Pelagomonas calceolata, 1425 nucleotides. The record is from the annotation of a GenBank genome assembly. Lineage: Eukaryota; Pelagophyceae; Pelagomonadales; Pelagomonadaceae.
CCUCGUUUUGUUUUGUGUUUGGCCUCGAUACAAGGCGAGCGCAGGCGCCUGCGCGUCGUCGACGUGGCCCGAGGCGGAGGAAGAGCCCGGCGGCGCAGCCCGCCCCCACGGCGCGCCGCCCACCGCUCCACCGCCCCAUAAAACAAUGAUGCGCGCCAGUGAUGCCUCCGACGCCGAGUGUGAAGCCCGCCAGGCGGCCCUGGGCCCGCCGAACGAGCUCGCGGUGCUGGCGGCGCUGUCCAACGCGGACGUCAUCGACGUGAGCGGCGCGGAGCCCAUCUUCGACUUGCUCGAUACGAACGGCGACGGGCGCCUGAGCGCGGAGGAGCUGCGGCAGGGCGUCCGGUCCGACGCGGUCGUGCACUACGUGCGCGAGACGGGCAACGCGAUUCUGAAGGGGCUGUUGCGAGACCGGAGAGGCGUCGGGCGCGCGCUGCAGGAGAUCGACGAUUCGAGCGGCCCCUUCGUCUCGCGGCGGGGCUGGAAGCGCUUCGUCCAGGCCAUGGCGGUUGAACGAGUAAGGCACCUGCGGGAGAUGGGCCUCGUGAAGGGCCGGUGCUACUGGGGUAAAGGGUUGGAUGACGUCCAGACGACGCCGUCGCUGCUCAAGUGGUUUUCGCCCUUCCCUCGCGGCUACCUCGAGGACUUUUGGUUCUACGCGAGGAACAACCACCCGGCCCUCUUUUGCUUACGGGACCCGGCCCAUCCUUAUGGGAGAAGCGAGGCCCUCGCGGCGGAACUCGUCCAGCAGGCCUACGCGAUCUGGGCGGCGGGUGCCGCGUCGCGCGCCGAGCGGCCCUGGACGUCGCUAAACAACUACGCGCACAACGCGCAAAUAACGGUCGCCUACAUCUCCGUGCCUCUCCUAAUUCUGGCGGAGCUCCUGUGGUUUUUGUUGGCGUGUCCGUGCGCGCGCUUCGAGCGGCGGGGCCGCAAGCGGGAAACGGUUUUCAGAUGCACGCAGAAGACCCUCGAGGCGCUCGGCCACGCCGUCGUGCUGCCCCUCGUGCUCCUCGCGUGCGGCUUCCUCGUCCUGGAGGCGAUGAGUCUCGACGGGUCCGAUAGCGACGCGCCCGUCGCGGCCCUGCGUGGAAAGCAGGCAGUGCGUUGGGUUAACGAAAUGCGACGUCCGCGCAGGUCGUGGCCUGGUGGGCGGCGGGCGUCCUCUGGUCCUACGUCAUCUGGUUCCCGGUCAAGCUGUGCGUCCAGUUCAACCUCUGCGUCGGCGCCCCGCCGCCCUGGCUCAGGCCGUUGAAAAUAGGGCGCUGGGCGGCGGAGCGGCGGCGCGCGGCCCGGAACGCGCUCUCCUUCGGCGACGCGGACGACGACCUCGACGACGUCGAGGAGCCGUGGCGCGUCUUCGAGCAGCCGUGAUGUGGUGUGUUAAGACAUCUUGUUAUACGUGGGGGGGGGAUAGAUGUACAG